Rhagoletis zephyria (snowberry fruit fly) is the source of this 2215-nucleotide messenger RNA. RefSeq lists its product as uncharacterized. The record is from RefSeq and is a predicted model, not a curated record. Lineage: Eukaryota; Metazoa; Arthropoda; Insecta; Diptera; Tephritidae. Gene Ontology annotation, molecular function: nucleic acid binding; RNA-DNA hybrid ribonuclease activity.
CGCUAUUCCAUAUUUAUACAGCCCAACUGCACGAAAUUAAUAACUCUCAGACUCAACUAUUUCAGUUUGCCGACGAUCUUGCGUUAAUAUCCACUGGCACAAACAAAUUCUCUGCAGCUCAAAAUUUACAAAACAAAAUAGAAGAAUUACAAGCAAAAUGCGACAGCUUAAAUCUCAUAUUUAAUCUGAACAAAACCAAAUUCAUGUAUAUGUCUGCAAAUAAUAAACAAACCUUUAGUGUAUCCAUCAACGGCCUAAACAUUGAAAAAGUCCAUCACUUCAAAUGGCUGGGAAGAACAAUCAGCGCGAACUCAACCAUUAAGGUACACAUUAGAGAAAUUAAAAGAGCAACAACUUCAGGUAAAAACCUCAUUUCUAAAUUAACAUCUAUCAAGUCAGGCAUUUCACCUAAAACUUCUAUAAAUCUUUUUAAAGCGUUUGUACGAUCCAAAGCAGAAUAUGCCAACACCAGUUACGCCAAUGCCCCUAAAGGGUAUAACAAACAGCUACAAACCAGUGUAAAUGAAACGUUGAGGAGAUGCCUCGGAGUUCCUCCAAACACUCCAACACUCAUGAGAUACGCGCUGGCUUGUGAACUUCCACCUCUUCCCAGAGCUGUAUGGCUUACGGCCAAGGAACUUGUCAAACAGUGGUUGAUCAAUCCUGAACUUAGAACACAGAUCCAGAACAGACCUCCCAUAAAUUCCAGCUACAGCAUAACGUACGAAAAAUUUAAAGCAAUUAUCAACACCAUAGAUACAAAUGUAGCUUUCAAAAGACACCAUAACCUUAACUGUUACGAAUCUGAAUUGGCCCAGUCCAAAAAGAACGUUACUCCUACACAACUCAGAGCUAUCUACAACAAAAAAAUUAACACGCUAAAAGAGGAAGGUUUCAAAGUGUAUGCCACUGAUGCAUCGGUGUCAGAUAACAAAAUUGGCUGUGCAGUCUAUGUGGUAACGGCUAACGUCUCAUACCUGUACAAUAUAGAUGGAAACUUCACAUCAACUUACGGUGAGCUAGUAGCACUUUCUCAAGAAAUCACGAUAGCCAUUAAUAAUGAAAGUAAAAAAGUAGCAAUCUUUACAGACAGCCAGAGUGCAAUUAAGGCCCUAAAAAGCCGCACCACACAAAAUUUCUUAGUAGCUGAAAUCCAUAACAAACUUUAUCAUUCCCAAAUAGAAAACAUUGCAAUAAUCUGGACACCUAGCCAUGUGGGUAUAACCAUAAAUGAAAAAGCAGAUAUAGCAGCAAAAACAGCGGUUGACCAUGGUAAAUCUUUACCCCCAAAACUCACACCUUGUGAAGCACUGAGAAGGAUUAGCAAAAUGUUGGGGACUGAAGCCAAAACAGAAUUUACCAACAAACUUCCAAACUGGGACCCGGACAUAGUAGAAUUUUGCACGCCCAAAGAAAAACAGCCAUGGUUUAAAAACAAAAUAUUGGACUUAGAUGCAUACGACAUAAAACUCUUUAACAGAAUCGCAACUGGACACACGUACGGUAGCACUUAUCUAACCAAAUUUCAGCAUUACAGAUCAGACAAUUGCAGCGCAUGCAACAUAAAAGAAACUCCUGAACACCUCAUAUUUGAUUGUAUCAAAUAUAACAACUUACGUAACGAUAAUUCUCUUUUCCGAAAAAAAAGUCUUGGUGUAUUGUCUUAUGUAGUCUUGUGUCGUCCUUAAAUCUCAUAAAAUAAGAAUGAGGAAAUGGCACAACGCCGAAACCGGUUUGUCUGCAAACCACACUUGACAAGGGAUGACGGAAAUUCGUUCCAAAAUAAAUGAGGAAAGUAGCUGUUACGCUAACAUCAGCCAGAAAGAAGCAACAUCAAGGAGUCGUAUAAUAAAAGACUCUUCAACGAGGAAUUUCAACAAAACACGUCGAUAUAUGAUAAAUGGAAGCAACAUUGUCCAGCAGUUUAGCCGAAGGAUCAUAACUAACCAAACAAUCGUUCGCAGAUAGACUUGUGUUAUGCUAAAGGAAGCUGUAAUCCACAGCGUUUGGGACAAAUAGCAGUUUGACUUAGAAAAGAAACACAAAUGGUAUUAGACUACGAUUACCACUGAAUACAUCACGUUUUAAAGAACCGGCUAUUUAAGGUGUAUAAACCUAGCCAUAAAUGGAACUGUCGAUUGGUUCCUAAAGCCUAAAAAAAAAAAAACAAAACAAAGUUAAAUAGUGAAAUCUAUUGAACGCAGUAUUUUCAUGG